Austrofundulus limnaeus is the source of this 3041-nucleotide messenger RNA. RefSeq names its product eukaryotic translation initiation factor 4, gamma 2b (gene eif4g2b). Gene Ontology annotation, molecular function: translation initiation factor activity; protein binding; mRNA binding. Gene Ontology annotation, cellular component: eukaryotic translation initiation factor 4F complex. NCBI's taxonomy places the organism in Eukaryota, Metazoa, Chordata, Actinopteri, Cyprinodontiformes, Rivulidae. The record is from RefSeq and is a predicted model, not a curated record.
UGGAAUGCCUCUGUCAGAUAAUGAGAACAGUGGGGCCGAGACUCGACCAUGAGAAAGCCAAGUCUUUAAUGAAUCAGUACUUUGGCCGUAUGCGAUCCUUAAUGAACAACAAGGAGUUGCCUGCUAGGAUCCGCUUCCUACUGCAAGACACAGUGGAACUGCGAGAAAACAACUGGGUCCCCCGCAAGGCCUUCAUCGACAACGGACCAAAGACGAUUAACCAAAUCCGUCAGGAUGCAGUGAAGGAUUUGGGUGUUUUCAUCCCAGCACCGAUGUCUCAGGGGUUGAGGAUGGACUUCUUCCUGGAGAGCCCCUUCAUGCCCAACAGAAUGAAGCUGGACAGGGAGACUCUCGGGGGAUUGGCUGACAUGUUUGGACAGAUGCCAGGCAGUGGGAUUGGAACCGGCCCAGGCGUUAUUCAGGACAGGUACUCGCCCACUAUGGGACGCCAUCGCACCAACCCGCUCUUCAACGGCCACAGCGGCCACAUUGCGCCUAUCCCGCAGUCACAGUUUGACAUUGGGCCCAAGUCCUUUGUCAAGUCCAACCAGGUUCAGAACCAGCAUUUCCUAAACCAGAACCAGAACCACAUGAGUCAGUCGCAGGUGCAGUCUAAGGACAUGCCUCCACGUUUCAGUAAGAAAGGACAGCUCAAUGCAGACGAGAUCAGCCUGAGGCCUGCUCAGUCAUUCCUUCUCAACAAGAACCAGGUGCCCAAGCUGCAGCCUCAGAUUCCAACAAUGAUGCCUCCCAGUACCCAGCCCCCACGCACUCAAACCCCUCCUCUCGGACAGCCUCCACAGCUUGGCCUGAAGACCAACCCUCCUCCCAUCCAGGAGAAGCCUCAGAAAACAAGCAAGAAGCCGCCUCCUGCCAGGGAGGAGCUUCUGAAAACUCUGGAGGCACUUCUGACUGACUACUUGAACACUAAGAACCUGAGCGAGGCUGUGAAUGGCGUGCGGGAGAUGAAGGCUCCAAAGCAUUUCUUGCCAGAGAUGCUCAGUAAGAUGAUCAUGUGUUUGCUGGACCAGCCCGAUGAGGACAAGGAGCACAUCAGCACUCUGAUUCACACCCUCCGCAGUGAGGGUCUCAUCACCGGAGAGAGCUUCAUGCAGGCUUUCCUCAGCGUCCUGGACCAGUGCCCUAAGAUAGAGGUGGACGUGCCCCUGGUGAAGUCCUACCUGGCUCAGUUUGCGGCCCGGGCCAUCAUUGCAGAGCUGGUGAGCGUGGCAGAGCUGGCUCACCCCCUGGAGAACGGCACCCACUUCCCCCUCUUCCUCCUCUGCCUGCAGCAGACGGCCAAGCUGAAGGACCGCGAGUGGCUCACAGAGCUGUUCCAGCAAAGCAAGGUCAACAUGCAGAAGAUGCUUCCAGAAAUCGAUCAGAACAAGGACCGCAUGCUUGAGAUUCUGGAAGGGAAGGGGCUGAGCUUCCUCUUCCCACUGCUAAAGCUGGAGAAGGAGCUGCUGAAGCAGAUUAAAGCAGACCCCUCUCCACAGUCCAUUUACAAGUGGAUUAAAGACAAUAUCUCACCCAGGCUUCACACUGACAAAGGCUUCGUCAACAUCCUUAUGACAAGUUUCCUGCAGUACAUCUCCCAGGAGCUGGGCAUGGCGGAGAGUGACGAUCAGCUGGCGGCUCCCUCCAAAGAGCUGCUGGAGCAGGAGAAGCAGCUGCUGCUGGCCUUCAAACCCGUCAUGCAGAAGUUCCUGCACGACCACACCGAGCUGCAGGUCAGCGCCCUCUACGCUCUGCAGGUGCACUGCAACGCCAGCUGCUUCCCCAAAGGCAUGCUGCUGCGCUACUUUGUUAAUUUCUAUGACAUGGAGAUCAUUGAAGAAGAAGCCUUCCUUGCAUGGAAAGAAGACAUUACCCAAGAGUUUCCUGGAAAAGGCAAAGCUUUAUUCCAGGUAAACCAGUGGCUCACCUGGCUGGAGACGGCAGAGGAGGAGGAGUCUGAGGACGAAGCUGACUGAGAAACCCAAGUAGAAGCAUCAGCCUUUUGUUCUUAACUCGCCUUUCCUUUCCUUCAACACCACGCUUAAUGUAACCACUACCACGUGGCACUUGGCUGCUUUUCUCUCACAAAUCUAAACCGAAAGCUUACUUUGUAGGGCCUCGUGUGCGUCCAGCUGCACUGUAAGGUCGAUCAUCUACAUGAAUUAUAGACCUCUAAAGUGGCUCAACAGUCUUUUCUUUUAUUUUGAUCAUUAAGGGUGUUCCUUUUCCGUUUUGCAUGUUUUUUUUUUUUUUUUCAAAUUAGAAUUUUCUCUUUGACAAAAUGGCUUUAUUUAAAAAUCAGAUUUCCUCUUGAAUGAAUAAAUAUCCUAAGUGAUUGUUAAAUGAUAUAUCAGGACCUUUAACUUUGAAUCUGUAAUGAACAAAAAGAAGCCUACUGAAAGGAGAAUGAAGCAUAACCAUGUUCAUUUAUAAAACAUCCCCUGCACAGCGGAGGAGUUUUAAAUAAAAUCAUCUUCUUGGUUGCGCCUGUGAACGUUGCCACUCGUCAGGCAUCACAUCCUGUGUGUCUGUUAUUCUCCAAACUUUAGAACAUUUUCAAAUCAAGUGUAAUCAACGGUGUGCCGCUGUAACAUCUUAUAAUCGCCUGCUUCUACCUCUUAGAUGGGCUUUUUGGUUUUGUGCUGGGAUGGGAACAAUGAAAGCAAAUGGUUAAAUAUUUGAUUUAGUCCUGUCCUGAUUGCACAUUUAACUAAUGUUCACAAAAGCUUCACCUGGUUUACAAGUAUUAAUAUUUGAGUGAGAGGUUAUGAAUUUGGCAGCUUGUAGAAAUGUACCCACUCAGUUUGCAGCGGCACUAACAUGAGCGGCCUUUUUAUUCGGAGGCUCUAGGUCUAAAAUGAGAAAUGGUCAGAAAAUUACAACUUGUGAUUUCCUUAUGUAACAACUAAACAACUGAAGAUCUGUUAUUAAACAAACCAUGUGGAAGUCAGGUGAUGAAUUUCUAUCAUUGUAAGGUAUUAAUAAUUAUUAUUGUGCACCUGUUGCUUUAAUGUCAGUAAAGUCCAAUACAUGAGCACCAA